Ixodes scapularis (black-legged tick) is the source of this 4146-nucleotide messenger RNA. RefSeq lists its product as uncharacterized. Gene Ontology annotation, cellular component: membrane. The transcript has 2 exons. Bases 151 to 747 code for a protein of 198 amino acids. The record is from RefSeq and is a predicted model, not a curated record. NCBI's taxonomy places the organism in Eukaryota, Metazoa, Arthropoda, Arachnida, Ixodida, Ixodidae.
AAAAUGAUGAUGAUGUUAGUUAACAAAUAGGUGGAUAAAGCUUUACGACUAGACCUUUUUAAUCGGGCGGUGGCUUUCGCCACCUACCCGAAGCUUUUUUUUCAUAGACUUUUGCAGCGUCCCCUAUAUUUUCCGGUACUUGAUAAAGUGAUGAGAACAACGAAUGCGGACCAGCUGGCGAAGGAGAUCACCGAGGCUGGAGGGGGUGCGUGCAUCACAGCGCGAUCACAAGACCGCUGGUUUGAGUCGCCGCAGGCUGCCGUCGAUGGUGAGCUGCGCGCUCUGCCGCGACGACGGGUCUUCCUGAAGCGAUCGGCGUUCACCUGCGACCAUGGAGGCCGACCUAGAACUCGCGGACUACUGGACGAGCCCCAAAGUGGUGGGGUGCUAGUCUGGGCGGUGCCCUGCUACAGCCUGGUGCUCAUGGUCAUGGUGUGGCGCGGCGUGUCGCGGGUGCGCCUGUUUGGCGACCUCUGGACCUGGACCCGGCUGUGCUCGUGCAUCGGGGCGGUGCUCUUUGCCGUGUCGGACGCCAUGUUGGCCCUGGACGCCUUCUACCUGAGUGCGUCCCCGGCCUACGCUCGACAUGCCGUCAUGUUCACCUACUACGCGGCGCAGCUGGGCAUUGCCCUGUCGGUGGUCGACAGCCGCACCAUGGCGGCGCUGAGCGUCGCCAGUGAGGCGCCCUGCCGCCCCGCCACGUGCUGCCCUGGUGCGCGAACCCCGGCGCCGCGGCUCGGACAGUAGGGGCUCGCUCACCCCUGGCAAAAAGACUUGCCGGCAUGCUGUUGUUCCUCUCUGUGUCGGCAAACCAAGAGCCUCUGCUAGUGUGCGAGAGUGGAAGCGCUUGCAGCAACGGCGCCGAGACCAAAUGUCCUCCCAAAGACUGCCGUCGACCUCGACGGCGCGCAUCGAGGCCACACCGAUCAGUAUUGGGUUUGGGGAUACGUUACCUUUGCAAAGGCACUUCCGUUCGGACAUGUGCCCAUGUACGGCCACGUAAGGAACUCCGUGUAAGUUCCUCGUAUGGAUGUAGACGUCCAUAGAAGGAACACAGUCUUUUAAACUGAACCUUUUGAGAAACGACACUCCUUCGGCUUGUUCUUGCCGUGCAUCCACGACGAGGCCAGCUUCCUUCGGACGACAAUAUUUUGCGGCAAGGGGUCCUUUCCAGUCCAAUAGACCAACAAGUUUGGGUGACAUACAACAGAGGGGCGUGCUAUAAAGAGCUGUAAGGGCAUCCUCCACAGACCUAUGAAGUAGGUAAAGCUGCAAUAGAAUGUGACUAACAGUAAAUUAGUCAGGAACAGGUUAAGAGUUCGGGAAAAGCUCCUCCCACCUCUUUCCACUUUAACGGAGCGAACGCUGAACAGGUCGCCUCUCUCCUAAAGUGGGAGGAGCUUCCCCCAAAUUUUCAACCUGUCACCGGUUAUAGUUAAUCUUCCUCAGUUAGUUAUUUUUCUAGACACUUGACAUCCAAAUUGCAUGCGGUAGCUUGUUUGCGCAGUGUCUUCAUUUUGUUCGGAAGCACCAUAUAUUUGUGUCUUGAGACAAACAGUUCUGCAUCACUUAGGAUGGCUUGCCUUUCCAUAGGACUAGCUUAUUGCCAGACUAUUUUUGUUCCAUUGAAUGGAAUGAAGUGCAUCAGUGUAGUGAUUGGCACUAAUGCACUCUGAAAAUUGCAAUGUUUUAUCUGUGGUCCGCUGGUGAGGUCUAUCCAUUUGUUAUAAAGGCCUCGAAAUGUAUCGUAAGCUGUGCGAAGGAAUGAAACGGGAUCGAACCGCCGUCUUUCUUCUCCGCCAUGCGAAACGGGUCAGGAGUCGCAGCAGCCAUCAGAUAUCUCGAAGGCAACUAGGUACAUCUGGGAACUGGUUCCUCUAUUUGUGAAUUGCUCUAAAAGCGACGACAAAAACUGCACAUAUUAUAGAUGCUUUUCAGCAGGUGGUCAUGGGCGCAGCCACAACUGACUUUUAACACUUUUUCUUUCAUUCAUGCAAUGCUCUUGUCCCUAUUGUAGGUUUUUGUGUGAACUCGUUAUUACCCAUUUUACAAGGCUGGGCAUCUCAAUGAGGCAACAGAAGGUCCAAUUACGGCAUCCUAAAUCUGGCGAGCAGGAAAAAGGGUCUCUAUGAGCAAUCAUCACACGGUACCCACUACAAACUCGCGAUGGGGGAAUCGAUAUCACAGUUUGCGAACAUGGCGAACUCUCAUUCCUUGGUAUUGUUACUUUGUUUCAAAAAUAUUUGCCUGCGUGAUUUUAUUAACAGAUGGCAAUGUAAGGUUCAAUGUAUAUCUAAUGAUCACAAUCACUAGCUACUAGCGUUAUAGUUGUGUCAGCAGCCCGCAAGUGAGCACUGCUCUUUUGGGGUGGCAGUUCAUGCCAUCUGGCCGACAGCUGUGGUGAAAGGAACGCAGGCCACAUGUUGGCUGGGUAAUGCAAACUUGCUGCCCAAUACAGUGGGUCUUGCAAUCAGAUGCACCUUUUCAUUUGCAUAGUGCCACCAGUUUUCAUAUCUGUAUAACAAUUUUUAAAAGUUUAUAUUUCCUCAUAUAACCAACCACAAGGGGCUCAAGUAUAGAAUGGCAAAAAAUGGAUCUCAGAAAUUCAAUUUUGGCAGUUCUUUGUCUCGUAAAGGUUUAUUGCUAUGCUGAAAUCAGCUCGGGGGCAGCUGAAGUCACUCCCACUGGACAAUGCAUGAAUUUGAAGGGGUGGGUAAUGUUUCCGUUUUUCCCCUCGAGUAACUACCUGUAAUUGCCUGUAUUUUAUAAGAGAAACUUUUACAGCUCUGCCCCACGACACAAACUAUCAUGCUCAAAGGUCACAGCAGCUUCCAGAGUAGCUAGACUGGCAUUCUGCUGUUCUUAAACUCCUGCCCAUACGAUCCCCUUCACAAAAGCUUGCAAGACUCCCCUCGGAAAAAAAGCAAAUUGCAUAUGUUAAACGGAAAUAUUCAGGGGUGAGCCUGAAGUGCACCACCAGAAGGCAAGUUUUCUUCCUUUUGAUGGGAACAAAUUCCUGCUUGACAACCCCUGGAGAAGAUGAUUGCAUCACCUUUCUAACUUGCAUGAUCGAGCAAUAUUAUGCCGGACUUUUAAUCUCAAUACUCGUAUAACACAUUGCACAUGAAAAUCACCACAUGCAAGAGCCAGUGGGUAACAUGUGCCAAUAGGCAUUCUCUAUUGUCCCUCCAUGAUAAGAUGUUUUCCCUUUCGUCUUUCAUCUGAGCAAGCCAGCCAAACCACAUAUCAUCCGAGCACAUUUGAUCCAAGCUCUACUAUCCAAACAUCAUUUCGUCGUACAUCUUUCAACGAGCUUAAUAGCAUGCAUAGUGGCUCCCAGUAUCAUUCCUGACGACAGCUCGGUUUCUCAUUUUACCCCUUAUAUUAUCCCUCCUUUGACGUUGGCAAGGAACGUAAUCGCAACGCUUGUUCAGGGCACAUAACGAACCUGAGCUCUAGUUACUCUCCCCAUUGUGCAGCGUAAUCUAAUCAGAAAAGCCUUGGUCCAGAUAGAAGCGAACUGCAGCAGUGAUUUCAACUGCAACCUUGGCUACAUAAAUGCGCCAGAAGGGUGGAGAGCAGCCUCCACAGAAGUAGCAAGCUUUCACCAAGCAACCAAUAACUGGUUUGAAUCGCACAGCUCAAACAUGCACUAAAGGACGUGUGGAAUGUAUGGAACUCCUUUGCGGAGGCAAACUGCAUUUGCACGCAGUGGAACGCUAGUUUGACGUCGUUGAAAGUUUGUUCACUCCGCUUGAAAUCAAGAACCUUUUUUCUAAAUUAAACAAUAAAUUGUAUAAAUCCUUUAAUUUGCCAGCCCACUAAAGCAACAUGCCGUGAAGCCUUGGUACAGCGGUCGACGUUUCACCAGAAGACAUGGUAAUGUCUCGGUAAAAUGUUUGCCUUUAUUGCAAAGCUUUCCAGAAGUCUCCUUUAAGAGCACGCCUCGAGGAACCUUGAGGAAAGGUUCUACGGAGCCCAUGAACGACAAGCCUCUCAAGCUGUGCUGGAGUUGCAAUGAGGAGUCCUGAGUGCAUGUUGCCGUCUUAAGUUUUCUCUCUACAUUAGAUUACAUCUCGCGAGACCUUGUUCACAAAAUGUUUAGUCUUUUAUUGUAAAAUAAACCUUAUAUUGUGUGCCUUGGAA